This is a messenger RNA of Auxenochlorella protothecoides, 1092 nucleotides long. RefSeq names its product putative anion transporter 4, chloroplastic. Bases 1 to 1092 code for a protein of 363 amino acids. Lineage: Eukaryota; Viridiplantae; Chlorophyta; Trebouxiophyceae; Chlorellales; Chlorellaceae. The record is from RefSeq and is a predicted model, not a curated record. The transcript is spliced from 5 exons. Gene Ontology annotation, molecular function: transmembrane transporter activity. Gene Ontology annotation, biological process: transmembrane transport.
AUGGCGCCCGUGUUGCCUCCCAACACCCGCCCCACCAGUCCGCUGGCCCCCACGCCGCGCUUCUGGAGACCCCCUCCCGCUUCCAUCCUGCGCCAGGCCUCGGACCGUGUGGAUGCCCUGCACGUGUCGGGGCACCCCUCCAGCGUGGCGGUGGAGGCGGUGGGCGAGCUGCGACUGCCCUGGACCCGCGCGGCCUACGCGCUGACCUGGCGCGGGCUCACCGCGCUGGUCUCCCUGGCCGUGGCCCUGUUUGCGGCGCACGCCUCCCUCCUGGCCGUGGCCAUCAUCCCCAUGGCCGCGCGCUACGGCUGGGACCCCGCCUCCCAGGGCGUGCUGCUGUCGGCCUCCUACUCGGGCCAGCUGUGCAGCCAGCUGGCCGGCGGCCUGCUGGCCGACCGCUGGGGCGGGCGCGCGCCGCUGGCCGCCGGCGUGGUCGCCUCCUCCCUGGCCAGCCUGCUCACGCCCGUGGCCACGGCCGGCGGCCGCGGCGGCCUGGUGGUCGUCCGCGUGCUGCUGGGCCUGGCGCAGGGCGCCGCCACGCCCGCCGUGCACUCCCUGCUCUCCGCGCACUGCCCGCCCGCGCGUCAGACCACGGCCGCCGCGGCCGUCGCGGCCGCCACGCUCUUCGGCACCGCGCUGUCCGAUGACGGGCUGAGCGAGGCGGGGACCGACUGGAGCGACGGCGUGGCCACGGCCCACAAGGCCCGCCUCGCCGCGCUGCCCUCCGGCUUCGCGGCCCUCCUGCGCCAGCGCGAGGUCUGGGCCAUCUGCGUCGCCCAGUUCGCGGGUUCCUGGGGCGCGUAUGGCCUGCUGAGCUGGCUGCCCUCCUUCUUCCGCGACGCCUACGGCGUGGAGCUGGCGCGCCUGGGCCGCUUCGCGGUGCUGCCCUACGCGCACGCGGGGCUGGUGUGGGGCGCAGGGUCCAGCGCCGCCACCGCCGCCGGCCUCCUGGCCGUGCCCGUGUCGGGCGUGGUGCUGGAGGCCACGGGCUCCUGGGCCGCGGUGUUCGGCCUGGCCGCCGCAAUCUACGCGCUGGGGGCCGGCCUGUACUGGGUCUGGGCGGGGGGUGAGGCACUGCUGGCGGACGGCUGA